Perca fluviatilis (European perch) is the source of this 1610-nucleotide messenger RNA. It is a transcript of the gene psmd10, whose product is annotated as proteasome 26S subunit, non-ATPase 10. Bases 133 to 813 code for a protein of 226 amino acids. Gene Ontology annotation, molecular function: protein binding. The record is from RefSeq and is a predicted model, not a curated record. The transcript is spliced from 5 exons. NCBI's taxonomy places the organism in Eukaryota, Metazoa, Chordata, Actinopteri, Perciformes, Percidae.
UCAUUGCUCCACUGGUUCAAACCAAACCAUACUGUCUAUGGUUCAAACCGAAACAACUCCUGAGCGUCCCCGUUUAGCCUUUAGCUAGCGACUUUAUCUGGUAUUUCUUUGAUAUUUAAAUUAUAUUUAACAAUGGAGGGUUCUGUAUCAAAUGUGGAGGUCUGUAAUUUUGCUUACACGGGACAGUUUGAGAAAUUAAAAGAGUGCAUUCUGUCAGAUAAAACACUCGCCUGCAAAACGGACCAGGACUGUAGAAGCGCCCUGCACUGGGCUUGUUCUGCUGGACACACCGACAUUGUGGAGUUUCUGCUCGACCUGGGAGUUGAAGUGAAUCUGCCAGACGAUGCUUUGUGGACCCCUCUUCACAUUGCAGCGUCUGCAGGCAGAGAAGACAUAGUGAGAUCUCUAAUAUCCAAAGGAGCUCAGCUAAAUUCAGUAAAUCAAAAUGGAUGCACCCCUCUGCACUAUGCCGCCUCUAAAGACAGAUAUGAGAUUGCCCUGCUGUUGUUGGAAAGUGGAGCAGACCCCAAUGUCACCGACAAGUAUCAGUCCACUCCCCUUCACAGAGCGUCUGCCAAGGGCAACCACCGCCUCAUCCAGCUGCUUCUCAAACACAGUGCCUCAACCAACAUCCAGGACUCACAGGGCAACACACCACUCCACCUUGCGUGUGAUGAGGAGCGUGUGGAAGCAGCCAAGGUGCUGGUGGAACAUGGGGCCAGCAUCUACAUUGAGAACAAGGAGGAGAAGACCCCCCUCCAGGUAGCCAAGGGCGGUCUGGGCAACAUUCUUCGUCGGAUUGUGGAGGGAUGAUUCAUUGGCUGAUCUACGGUUGAUGCUCCAACUCCAGUCCCCACCAUCGCAAGUUACAUAACGAGAAUUCUCAUCCCAGUCUGGUGUGACACAUUCAGAUGCGUAACAGGUGGAAGAUGAGAGUGUGUCCGGGAGAAAAGUUGGACUGUACUGCAUUAUUAUCAGCUCCUCAGAUGGGGCAGUGAAACUGCUCAGAUGUUAGAUGUCUGGUCAAAAACACUCUUGUGCACUAAGUGCGGUCUGUUCAACACUGCAGUCUAUUUUCUUAUGAUCUAUUCCUUUUUAUGUUUGAAUUGUUGCAAAAAUGACCAAAUAAAAAUCAGUGUUCAGCCUGUUAGUAAAUGAUGUUUAGGAUGUAUUUAUCUAUUGUACAUUCAAGCAUUGGAUCCAGAAAAUGUAGUUUAUCAUUCAUUUCAAGUGGUGUUUUCAAGUGGGAAAUAUCUGGCUCUUUAGCUGCUAAAUGCUCCACUAUGUUCAUCAGUUAGUCGCUAACUAACUGUGUCUGUCUGGUGCUGAGCAGGUUGUGUACAGUGAAAACAGCUACUUUGUAUGUUUGAAAACGGUGUGAGAGUGAACCAAAGCCAUGUGGGCCAGACAGUUAAACAAAGCUAAAACUCACCAUGAAGUUCUGUAAAACAGAGGGUAGCUGCAGAUACGGCUGAUAAUUCUCGUACGAGGAGUGACCCCUUCACAUUGUUCAAUGUUGUCAUUUGAUGCAUUGGCAUUUUCAGAAUUCAUACAUCUUAUUCCUACCGUGUGGUCUAAGACAAAAAUAUUAAUAAACAUGAAAAAAUGUU